CAACGUUAUUUUAUAACGCAUCAUCAACAUGGAGCCCUCAGGGAACAGAACCCCUGUGGGAAAGGAUAUGAUCCAUCUGGCCAAGAAUGUAGAGAAAUAUGCAGGGCCUUCCCAGGUCUCGACUCCAGUUGUGGUCGUGACCCACUCUCAAACAUCAGUCGGUGUCCCCAAGAAGCGCAUCUACGUAGUACCCAUGCCCCGGCGGGCUCCUAAAGAGCCACAAAUCCAGAUUCAGAGUCCCACUGCAGAUGCAACCCAAACCCGGACUCCAGUCCCAUCCACAAAACACAUCUAUAUUGUAUCCCAACCUUUCUCCGCUGGGGGCUCGACGCAAACCCAGGUACCAGGCACUAGGAAACACAUCUACGUAUUAGCUCAGCCCCAGAAUGCUGCUAGGGUCAGGAUCCAACCCCAAACUACAGCCAGGAUCACGACUCAACCCCAAACUACAGCUGGGAAAAUAGACCCACUUAAAGUGCCAGGACAAUCCCAGAUCAAGACUCCAACUGGGGUCACAGUUCAAUCCCAGAAUGUAGCCAGUGUCAAAGCCCAAACCCAGCCUGCAGUAGGGAGAACAGACCCUCCUAAUGCUCCAAGGCAGACUAGGAAGAUGGUUCACUUCCAACACCAGCCUCCGACAGCCAGGGAUGCAGCCCCAACCAAGACUGAUGCCCAGACUCAGACCCCUACCGUCGUGGCAGAGGUGGUCUCUAUGCUGCAACACGGAGAUGUGAGACCUGCACCACAGCCAUACCUGGUCCACAAAGAAGAGGUGUUGAGGAGGAUGGAUGCGCCAGAGAAGAUGUCAGUGAGGACAUUGCUGAUGUACACUGGGAAGAACCCGGCAGACCUAGACAGCAAGAACAGAUUGGUGAAAAACCUGAUUAAGGCUGGAAUCCCCCCUGUCGAGACCCCUGCCUAUAUCACCAGUGCCUUCACCAGGCUCACCGAGGGCGACACCACAAUGCUGUGUAGUGACAUGAAGUCCCUAGCUAUCAAACACCUCAACUUCACCAACAUGGCCGAGCAGCUCAUAGAAGAGACCAACCCUGUGCAGCACUGGUCCAAGAUCAUCGAUACCAAAGCCCAACUAGAGGAGAUGAGACUGUGUUUCAGGGACCCAGCUAACAGUCGUCUGAUGGACAACGUGACCCACAGUAUGAGCACGGGCGUGAUGGACGCCGCCUUCAACAUCAUCUCUACCCUCAUUGACUACCAGGUGCAGCUAAUCGCCUGUCUAGUAAACACCAUGCCUUCACACCAAACUCCCUCUGGGACGGCUGUCAAAACUAGGCCUUACCCGGCCCUUCGGUCUUCCGUGUCCCUCGUCAACCCCCCUGUUAUCACCAUUCCGAAUUCCCAGGGCCCAUUCGGCUCCCUACUCUCCUUGAAACGGCUCAAUGUGAUAGCCCAGCCCCACCACAACGGGACUCAAACCCAGCCCCUGCUGUGCUGCCAAGAGACCCAGAGCGAGACCCAGACAGACACCCAGCUCCCUAAGAAACCACUGAAACAGCAGAAGGGUCGAGGCGUCCAGCGUGACCCCAGGGGAUCUUACAGGAAGAGAGCCGCUUCAGGGGCCUCAGACAGGAAACAGGAAGCGGCUCAGGAGAAGGGGGGGGGUAAGAAGGUUAAGCUAAACCCUUCCCCCCAUGUUGCCAUGGAUACCGAGGAAGAGGGGAAUGCAUAGACGACCACAAAGAGAACUCCUGGCAACACAGAAGGAAACUGCAGCUGGACGUACACAAACUAAUUGAAAAGUUACAGAAUGUGCAGCUGCAAGCUCCAGCAGAAAGGAAACCCCAACAUUUGCGCCAACAGAAACAUAGCCUCAUUCCAGAAACAAUUUCUGGCUCCUACACUUGUGUAGGCCUAGAUAUAAGGGGAUUGGAUAGGUGAAAGCAAUUGGAUAGGUAUAGCAAAUCAAAUUUUAUUUGUCACAUGCGCAGAAUACAACAGGUGUAGACCUUACCUUGAAAUGCUUACUUACAUGCCCUUAACCAAUAAUGCAGUU
This is a messenger RNA of Salvelinus namaycush (lake trout), 2014 nucleotides long. RefSeq lists its product as uncharacterized. NCBI's taxonomy places the organism in Eukaryota, Metazoa, Chordata, Actinopteri, Salmoniformes, Salmonidae. The record is from RefSeq and is a predicted model, not a curated record. The coding region runs from base 29 to 1690 and encodes 553 amino acids. The transcript is spliced from 6 exons.